Molecule: messenger RNA, 2499 nt
Organism: Magnolia sinica
Lineage: Eukaryota; Viridiplantae; Streptophyta; Magnoliopsida; Magnoliales; Magnoliaceae
Product: pentatricopeptide repeat-containing protein At5g66520-like
Exons: 2
Coding region: 131-2011 (626 amino acids)
Biological process (GO): RNA modification
Molecular function (GO): RNA binding; zinc ion binding; protein binding
Source: RefSeq, a predicted model, not a curated record
AAGUCGCAGCCAAGUCGCGUCACUAAUCCUACUCUCCCCUCAGCUCAAUCCCCGCGCUUUCCAUUCCAAUUUCAUCUCACACCCCAACAGCCUCCUCUCUUUUCUCAAUCUCUUCAUUCCUUUCCAACUAAUGAGCUUCUCCCUCUUCUCAUCACAAUCUACAGCCCAUCUUCGUUUUCACUCCCAAUCUCUACCACUCUCUCUACUCCUAAAGAAAUGCACAGCUCUCUCCCAACUCCAACAAAUCCACGCUCACAUCAUCACAUCUCAACCCUCGCUCUCCCUCGUUAUUGCCCUCUUUCGCUCUUACACUUCCUUCGGCAGCCUCACCCACGCAAGACUCUUGUUAGAUCGCUUCCCGUCUCCUCAUUUUCCAUCCACUCUCCUUUCUAAUUCCCUCAUCCAAGCUUACUCCAAGACACCCAAUUCCCAAGAAUCACUCCACCUCUUCCGCAGAAUGCUUGCAGUCAGCGGCCCUGCAUUUCCUGACAAAUACACCUUCACGUUCGUGAUCGUUGCGUCCUCACGUCAACCCUCACCGGAAUUCGGCGCAAGCGUCCAUGGGCAGGUUGUAAGAAAUGGGUUCGCGUCCGAUGUCUUUGUAAGCAAUUCUAUGGUGAAUAUGUACUCCUGCUUUGGCAGGAUGGAUGACGCCCAGAAGCUGUUUGAUGAUAUGCCUCAACCAGAUACAGUUUCAUGGACUAGCCUUAUAGGUGGGUACACUAAGCGUGGGGAAGUAACCGUUGCUCGUGAAUUGUUUGAUAAGAUGCCAGAACGAAAUGAUGUUUCGUGGGCGGUUAUGACUGCGGGUUAUGUUGGGAGUGGAAGAUUCAAUGAGGCGCUUCACCUUUUCCAUGACAUGUUGCAUAACCAUAAAGUGAAGCCUAAUGAAGCGGUCCUUGUCUGUGUUUUAUCGGCUUGCGCUGAGCUUGGGGCGUUGGACCAAGGGAAGUGGAUUCAUGUUUAUUUAGACAAGAGCUGUGUGCCCAAGAGUUCUAGCAUUUCAACUGCUCUUAUUGAUAUGUAUGCGAAAUGUGGGAGAGUUGAGUGUGCAACUCAAGUAUUUGAUAAUAUGUUUAGUAGAGAUGUGUGUACAUGGAGUAGCAUGAUUACGGGGCUAGCCAUGCAUGGGCAUGGAAAGGAGGCUCUCCGAGUUUUCACUAAAAUGUUGGAUGAAGGUAUUAACCCAGAUGACAUCUUGCUUCUAGGUGUCUUAAAUGGAUGUAGUCAUGCAGGUCUGGUAGAUGAGGGUUGUUCAAUCUUCAAUAACAUGAAACACUUUUGGGGAAUUGAGCCAAAGAUUGAGCACUACGGGUGUUUGGUUGACCUUCUUGGUCGUGCCGGACAGUUGGAGAAGGCGUAUGAUUUUGUUAAGAGCAUGCCGGUGGAUCCAGACAUCAUUAUUUGGAGGUCUUUACUUAGUGCUUGUAGAAUUCACGGUUAUGUUGAUCUAGGGGAACAGAUUAUCGAUCACAUUGCUCAACUAGAUCCUAGUAGUUAUGGCGGAGGAUAUGCACUUCUUUCGAACUUGUAUGCUUCUCUCGGUCGAUGGGAUAAGGUUGGUAGAGUCAGGAAGGAAAUGAGUGCGAGAUCAAAGUCAAACCCUGGCUGUAGUUGGAUUGAGAUUGACGGUGUUGUCCAUGAAUUUCUUGCUGCAGAUCGACUGCAUCCUCAGAUUGUGGAAAUACGCAAUGAGUUGAAUGUGAUUUUGAAAAGAAUAAGUACAACAGGCUAUUUUGCUAACACAAAGCAAGUGCUGUUUGAUUUGAGUGAAGAGGAUAAAGAGCAAGCUAUAUCUUGGCAUAGCGAGAAGUUGGCUGUUGCUUUUGGGCUGAUGAGCACCAAGUCAGGGAGUCCUAUUCGAAUUGUAAAAAAUCUAAGGAUAUGUGAGGAUUGUCACUCUGCAAUGGAAGCCAUUUCACUAGUUUUCGAUAGAGAAAUUGUUGUGCGAGAUCGAUCUCGUUUCCAUACUUUCAAACAGGGAAAAUGUUCUUGUUUGGAUUAUUGGUAGAGAACAAAUUGUACAUCCAGUCGUAGUUCUGCAGCACCCACACACCUUGAUUGGUCCACUAAGUCAAAUGAAAAGAUGGCAAAAGGGGUAGGAAGAAGAGGAAGAGAGACAGGUGGGGAGUAAGAAGAAGAGGGAGGAUAGCUGCCAAAGAGACGGGAUUUCUUUUCCAAGUCUCUUCAAUGUUGAUGGGGUCUUUCAAGUGACCCUCUGUGCCGUUUUGACAAGUUGGGCAAGAAGCCCUUCAAGGAGAGGGGCUCAGUUCAUUGGAGAAUGCCCCUGAUGUCUCUAUAUGGGAGAUACGGAAGGAGAAAUUUUGUCAUAGUUUCAAUGAUUCUAAAUGUUCUUCAAGAAGAUCCGAGUUUAGAGGAGCUUAUCUUUGUGCUGAAAGAUACCGUUGUCAAUUGGAUUUUGGUGGUGAAUUGCAAAGUGCAUUAUUAAGGUUGUGCAAGAUGGAAUUGUCCACCUUCAAUGUGGCAGAAACGGGCAAU